Messenger RNA from Closterium sp. Yama58-4, 420 nucleotides. Lineage: Eukaryota; Viridiplantae; Streptophyta; Zygnematophyceae; Desmidiales; Closteriaceae. The record is from the annotation of a GenBank genome assembly.
AUGCCCCUCCCGCCCGGGCAGCAUAUGAGGCAGGGUGGAGCAGAAGCAUCAAGGUGUGGCAGCAAGAUAAGGGUGUGGGUGGAAACCCUUGCUGCCCCCACCCCCACUCCCACUCCCUCGCCCACUCCCACCCCCACUCCCACCCCCAUCCCCACUCCCACUCCCACUCCCAGCCCCACGCCCACACCCACUCCCACUCCCACUCCCACUCCCACUCCCACUCCCACUCCCACUCCCACUCCCACUCCCACUCCCACUCCCACUCCCAUCCCCACUCCCACUCCCACUCCCACUCCCACUCCCACUCCCAUCCCCACUCCCACUCCCACUCCCACUCCCACUCCCACACACGCCCCACCUAGCUCUAGCCCCAACAGUGCCGCUCCUGGGGCUGCUGUGGGCGUGGGCGUGGGGGAGUGA